UUUAACUUAGGAGAAAGCGGAGAACUCCGCACAAACACGCUCUUCAGCGUCCCUGAGGGCUAACGGCAGAGCUCUGGACACGAGCUACCGUUACACUCGCGCCCGGAAUAGCUACCGGUUCUGACUGCACGGGAUCUCUCUGUGACGGAGCGGACAGGCGAUGCCGGGACCCUGGCCGGUAUAGACGAAAUCUGACAACGCGAGCGAGCGAAGGCAUGAGGUACAUAUUCAUACCUAAGCGGGAGUGAAAAUACGUGCGAUGAAAUCCAUAAAGAGCUCGUGAGAGUUUACCGGAUAGAAGAGUUCGCGCAAACCGCCACGACAGUCUCCGCACGGAGCGCAGAUCUAGAUAGCCUCGUGGAGUUAGUGUCCGGGCAGUGGAUGUGGUGCGUGUCUUGACUGGGUACAGAAAUGUUUUUGUGAAAGACAUCGGCGUCGUCAGCACUUUACGUGCGUGAUACAUUUCGGGGAAAGCGGGAAUCCACGCGCCACUGUCGCUGUGACCCGGUGACUGAAUGCGAAAUCGUGCAGCGCACGUGAGGAGCAGCGCUGCGUGCCCUGUCGCUCUAAGGAAGAGCGCGCGACUGUUAUCCCGGGACAGCGCCGCGGCGGCGGGACGGCCUGGAGCCUACGGCACGAGGAGAGAGGGAGAGAGAGAGAGAGAGAGAGCGAGAGCGAGAGAGAGAGAGAGAGAGAGAGAGAGAGAGAGAGAGAGAGAGAGAGAGAGAGAGAGAGAGAGAGAGAGAGAGAGAGAGAGCUGUUCAUAAAAGUAGAACGUAAAAAUAACAUUGGCUGGGACUCUCUCCAUUCCGCGUCCCACUGACAUUUAAAACGCAGGCGGAUCCGCGCCGGAGCUGCCCAGCGACAGCACGAGCGCAUCCGGGAAUACCUCCACGCGGCGGGACACGCACAACUACAGACAGCCUUCAGUCCAUGUUGCACGAGCUACAGAGACUGUCACCGAAGUUUAGGCGUCGCCAUGGUGACCAGCUGAAAGGACGAGUGUAGUGAAUGCGCGGAGCGGGGAGGAGGCUGUAGGUUGUGAAGUUUGCACUGUUUGAAGCACCGGAGAAUUUUUUUUGUCGCCAUCAUCUAAGGAUUGCAUCACUUUUGGGGGGAGACUUAUACCAGCGCGAGGAGGUCCCAGGGAUCCCUAUAAAGAACGCACCCGAGCUGUCCAGCUCCGGUUCCGUUAUUCAACCCCCUCGCCAUCUAUUAAAAGUAUCAUCUUGCUCGUGCUGUCACUUGGACUAUUUAUGCCGCGUGCGGGCCACAGAUCUGCGAGUGUACAGUAGCAGCCCACAUAACUCCGACCACCGAGAGAGCGAGCCCUCACCUAAACGCGGUCAUGGGAUUCUCCCACGCGGUGCUGCUCUGCGCGCUGCUGUGCGCGCAGUGUGCCGCGGCCCAACACUACCUGCGCUUGAGACCUUCCCCCAGCGAGCAUCUGCCCGUGCCGGACCUGAAGGAGGACCCCGACCCCGAAUACGACCCGCGCGAGCAGGAUCUUUCAGAAAGGACACUGCGAAAGAAGCUGGGCAGUAACUUCGACCCCAACUUUAUGUCCAUCGCGACGCCUGCGCAGCUCAACGUGACUUCGCAGGACGCAGCGCAGCUCACGCGUGCGCUCGGCACGAUGCCCAAUGAAAUAAAAAAGCUGGAUCUGACGUUCACUCCGUACGGGACGCGCGUGAAGGUGGGCAAGAAGCUUAGGCGGAAAUUCUUACAGUUGCUGUGGACGCACACACACUGCCCCGUGCUCUACAGCUGGAAAGACCUGGGCGCGCGCUUCUGGCCGCGCUACAUUAAGGAAGGGAACUGCUUCAGCGAGCGCUCGUGCUCGUUCCCCGAAGGCAUGUUCUGCAAACCGGUCAAAUCCGUGACGAAGACCUUUCUUCGGUGGUAUUGCCAGGGUUUCCUACGGCAGAAAUACUGCACGUGGAUACCAGUGCAAUACCCCAUCAUCUCUGAGUGCAAGUGUUCUUGCUAAGCUGUGUGUGUGUGUGUGUGUGUGUGUGUGUGUGUGAGAGAGAGAGAGAGAGAGAGAGAGA
Molecule: messenger RNA, 2051 nt
Organism: Electrophorus electricus (electric eel)
Lineage: Eukaryota; Metazoa; Chordata; Actinopteri; Gymnotiformes; Gymnotidae
Gene: nog2
Product: noggin 2
Biological process (GO): dorsal/ventral pattern formation; negative regulation of BMP signaling pathway; negative regulation of cell differentiation
Source: RefSeq, a predicted model, not a curated record